Messenger RNA from Pygocentrus nattereri (red-bellied piranha), 6978 nucleotides. RefSeq names its product helicase for meiosis 1 (gene hfm1). The record is from RefSeq and is a predicted model, not a curated record. The coding region runs from base 2001 to 6341 and encodes 1446 amino acids. The transcript has 39 exons. Gene Ontology annotation, molecular function: nucleic acid binding; ATP binding. NCBI's taxonomy places the organism in Eukaryota, Metazoa, Chordata, Actinopteri, Characiformes, Serrasalmidae.
CCAACAGUCGAAAGCUGGUCGGCGAAAAAGGGAGAAGACGACAAAAGGAGCUUUACUCCUGCAGUGAAAUCGCAUUAAACACCUCCGCUACGCGUGAUCGGCUCGCAUUCGCGCUCACGGACUGACAUCCUGAUCAUAAACGGCGAGAUUUAUGUGCCCAAGCUCGUGAAAACAAGUAAACUCGCCGUGGUCACUGAAAUGAGCGAGGCUGAAGUUGGCUUCCGAUUCGAAUUUUCCCGUUCCACCUUAAACGGUGCGGGCGGGUACAUUAUGGCACCUGAAGCGACACAAUGUAACUGCUGCGCCGUUUAAGGUGGAACGGGAAAAUACGAACAAGAAAGCUGGCGAAGAGCCUCGUCUGGAAUCAAGUUACGUCGAACCGGCUUAUAAACAGACACGUUUAAACCGGACGGGGCUGUCGUCGGUGAUAGGAGUAGGUUAAUGCCUGCAAACCCAGAAUAAACCAAAUUAACAGGCGUUUACUCCGACAAAUGCACCGUGUGGCCGGUGAGCGACGCUGCUAAACCCACCAGCUAAGCCGGUUCACUCCUAUAAACGAGCGUUAACGUGCGUUUUCUGAACAGCUAACUAACGUUAUCUUCACCAAAAAACCCUUUAAACGCUUUGAAGAGAACGCUCAUGCUUAAGUAACGCUAAAUAUUUUAGAUUUCAUCGUGUUUUCGAAACGUGACCGCUAAACGUCAUAUUUCACGAUGGCCACUAUUUUCCAGAAACCGUUUUUUUGUCAGCUAAGUUAGCUAGCUUAGCUUAACAGUUUCGACUUAACAGUUUCGGUUAUUUUAUUUAUUCUUUUUGCCGCGUUCUUAAAAUAGAAGUUAAAAGAUACCGAGUUUAAACAAAAUUGAAGUCUUUUAGCGAAGUUGGUUGAGAUUUCUUGUGCCGUCUUAAAACGCGAACGUUAUUUAGCAACUUACAUUCAGUCCGUUCUAACAAAAACCUGGCUAGCUAACGUUAACUAUCAAAUAGGUUAGAUUUCAUUAGAUAUUAUUAGAUAUAUCUAGUUAUUACAUAUAUUAGAUUUCAUCUUGUUGUCGAAGCGUGACCACUAAAAGUCAUAUUUCAUGAUGGCCACUAUUUUCCAGAAACCGUUUUUAUUGUCAGCUAGCUAAGUUAGUUAGCUAACGUAGCUAAGACUUAACAGUUUCGGUUAUUUUGUUUAUUAUUGACGCAUUUUAAUAUGUAAGUUAACAGAAAAUGAGUCUAAACAACAUUGAAGUCUUUUAACUUAAGUUAGUUGAGAUUUCUUGUGUCGUGUUUAAACGUAGCUUUAAACGUGUUUAAACGUAACUUAAAUGGUCCAUUUUAACAAAAACGUGGCUAGCUAAUGUUAAAUAUCACGUAAACCUCCUAUAAAAUAUUAGAUUAUGUAAUAAAACAUUAUUUUCUUGCAUAAUAACAAUAUUAGUCUCUGUCUUAUGAAAAGAAUGACCAAUUUUGACGCAUAGGUGGAUAAAAAUAGUUUAUUUUUCCUCAGAUGUGAUCAAGUUAGGCUAACGUUUGCUAGCGAGCUAACUAAGAUUUGUGUAAAUGAAGAAAACCUGACCGCAUAGCGAACAUUUUUAACACAAUUUUUCCUUUUAUUUUGUUACGUAGGUUAUUCCUGAACAUACAUGCUAUAAAAUAUUUGCUUCAGAGAACAAGAACCUUAUCUCUGAACUCUGGUGUAAUAGCUGGCCUCUCUAUCUGCUGAGCUAAGCAAUCUGACUACGAGUUUGUUGGCUGCAUUAAAUUAUUCAAUUAUAUUAAAUUAAUCUAUAUUUCCAAGUCUUAUACCGUUCAUAUACCAGUUUUCUGCUUAUUGUAAUCCACUGUAUUUAUUUGUCCUAUGUGCUAACUUACCUGUGAUCUGUACGUUAAUGUAAUAUAAAAAAAUAUAAUAAUGGAUUUGGUAUUUCAGAUGAAAGUUCUGCCCUUUUCUCUCUGUCUUACCCAUAUCUUACAGAACCUGUCACCAGAACAUGCUGAGUUGAACCCUGAGGAUGACAGAGUCUGAAGAAUUCACCUUAUCCCUGGAUAACCUCUUUUUUGACAGACCAUUGGUUCAUAAAGUGAACCCAUUAUGUCAGGAACAGAAUGUCUGGCAAGUGGAUGCUGCACCAUCAGUUUCAGAAAUACCAGCAACCCAAGACAUCCAGAGGGAAGCUGAAUGCCUGUCUUCAGCUGGUUACUCUCAGAAGGUAAAGAGGUUUUUGCCACCUUUCCAAAGACCCGUUGUCAGUGCUGUGAAGCAGGUCCAUAGACGGACAGAUGAGGCAGAUGGCCAGAUGAUGUUCAGUGUGCGAACAGCUGUUGAAAGUAUUGAUCAAGCCUACCCUGGUUCACUGCAGGAGUUCAGUGAUGUUGUGGAAACCAGAUCAUACACAAGUCCUUCUUUAAGGACACGGCUGUUCCAAGCCCCUACGAGAAAGGCCUUGGAGAGCUUCAGUGUCUCAGGUCCAACGAGAUCCCCUACAAGCGACCACAGACUCAGUCAGGUCGCUAUGGCAACCGACCAUCCUCCUACAGCGCACCCUGUUGCUACCUGUAGCCCCUUCAUGAAGCCAGGCCAGAUUGAGGAUUGCAAUUCUCAACAACAAAAGCAUGACGCUGCUGCCAAAAAAGCCCACAUUAUUCCUCUGACGCCAAGGCCCAUUCAUAUUCAAGGAUCAUCUGGACCCGAGAUUCUUCGUUCCAUCUCUGAAAUUCCUGCUAAAUUUAGAAGUGUCUUCAAAGAGUUCCCCUACUUUAACUAUAUGCAGUCCAAAGCAUUGGAUGAUGUACUUUACACCAGCAAGAACUUUGUUGCCUGUGCCCCCACUGGCUCAGGGAAAACUGCGCUCUUUGAGUUGGCCAUUGUUCGGCUGCUUAUGGAGACCAUAGAGCCUUGGAACAGCGUCAAAGCUGUCUACAUGGCACCAAUUAAGGCCCUUUGCAGUCAGCGAUAUGAAAACUGGAAGCUGAAAUUCGGACCUCUCGGGCUGAACUGCAAAGAACUGACAGGAGACACUGAGAUUGAUGAUGUUUUCGAAAUCCAGGAUUCACAUCUGAUCAUAACAACACCAGAAAAAUGGGAUAGUAUGACAAGGAAGUGGAGGGAUAACUGUCUGCUGCAGUCAGUCCAGCUAUUCCUCAUUGAUGAGGUACAUAUGGUGAAAGACUCAAGCCGAGGACCUACCCUUGAGGUUGUGGUCAGCAGAAUGAAAGCCAUACACACCUGUUGCUUGGCUGCAAAUCCAAACUCUAAGAGCUACAUGAGAUUUAUCGCAGUCUCUGCCACCAUCCCUAAUGUUUGUGAUAUAGCUGAUUGGCUAUCAGAUGAGCAGGGCCCGGCUACUUGUCUGGAGAUGGAUGAGAGUCAUAGACCUGUGAAAUUGAGGAAAGUAGUGCUGGGAUUCCCAUGUGGAAACAACCAGAAUGAAUUCAGAUUUGACCUCUCCCUCAACUACAAAAUGGCCAGUAUCAUUCAGACCUACUCUGACCAAAAGCCAACACUGGUGUUUUGCUCUACGAGGAAAGGAGUCCAGCAGUCUGCUGCAGUGCUCGCCAAGGAUGCCAGAUUCAUUAUGAGUACUGAUCACAGGCAGCGGUUGAUGAAAUAUGCCAGCUCUGUUCUUGAUUCAAAACUCAGAGACCUGAUUAUGUGUGGUGUUGGAUAUCACCAUGCUGGCGUCAGUGUGUCAGACAGAAAAGUGGUUGAAGAUGCAUUUACAGUUGGUGACUUGCCUGUCCUCUUUACCACCAGCACUUUGGCGAUGGGUGUGAACCUGCCAGCUCACCUGGUGGUGAUCAAGUCCACAAUGCAUUACAUUGGUGGAUCAUGUGAGGAGUACAGCGAGGCUGACAUGCUUCAAAUGAUCGGCAGAGCAGGCAGGCCACAGUUUGAUACAUCAGCGACUGCUGUGAUCAUGACCCGAUCUCAGACCAAAGACAAGUAUAUGCAGUUUUUGAACGGCUCAGAGACAAUAGAGAGCAGUCUGCAUACAAACUUGGUGGAGCACUUGAAUGCUGAGAUUGUCCUUCACACCAUCUCUGAUGUGAACAUGGCUUUAGACUGGAUUCGUUCCACUUUCCUCUAUAUAAGGGCCUUGAAGAACCCCAGACAUUAUGGUUUUUCCGCUGAUCUUGACAAAUGUGGAAUCGAGACCAAACUGCAAGAGCUCUGUUUGAGAAACCUGAACUCACUGGCCUCCUUUCAUUUAAUCACAAUGGACGAAGACAUAAACAUCAAGCCAACUGAGAGUGGGAAGCUCAUGGCUCGGUACUGUGUUGCAUUUGACACCAUGAAGCAGUUUAGCAAGGUGACGGGUCGAGAAACACUGCCGGAAUUGAUUGAAAUGAUAUCAAAGGGCAAGGAGUUUAGUGACGUGCAGCUGAGAGUGAAUGAGAAGAGAACACUGAACACACUGAACAAAGAUAAGAACAGAGUCACCAUCAGGUAUCCAAUGGAGGGAAAGAUCAAAAGUAAUGACAUGAAAGUUAACUGUUUGAUUCAAGCUCAGCUGGGCUGCAUUCCAAUUCAGGAAUUUGGACUCACACAGGACACUGGGAAGAUUUUCAGGAAUGGAAUCCGAGUUAGCAAAUGCCUGGUUGAAUUUCUCAGUCACCACUCCAAGGCGAAUUUCUCAGCUCAGCUCAACUCCCUGAUUUUGGCCAAAUGUUUCAGAGCCAAGCUGUGGGAAAAUUCUACCUAUGUCUCCAAGCAGCUGGAUAAGAUAGGGUUAUCACUCGCCACUGCUAUGGUGAAUGCAGGACUGACAUCGUUCAACAAGAUUGAAGCUACCAAUGCCAGAGAACUGGAGCUGAUUGUGAAUCGACACCCUCCAUUUGGAAACCAGAUAAGAGAAGCUGUCAGCAAACUCCCCAAAUAUGAAAUUCGUGUUGAGCAGCUUCCGCGAUAUAGCGUCUCCACAGCAGAUAUCUUGGUCACAGUGAACUUGAAGAACUUUGAGCAGCUCCUAACCAAAAGGACUGCCCCAGACCAUCAUUACGUCACUCUCAUCAUUGGAGAUUCUGACAACCAUGUGGUCUUCCAACAGAAGAUCUCGGAUAGUUUACUUUUGAAGUCUGGGAGCUGGACCAGGAAAGUAGAGGUUACAAGAAGUUCACAGAAAGAUGAGAUCAGCAUGAAUUUGAUAAGCUCUGUAUACGUGGGUCUGGAUAUCCAGCAGAAAUUCAGUGCCUUCUACUACGGAGCAAAGACAUUCGGAGCUGAAUCAUAUGGUGUAGAGGCUCCGGAAUCUAAGCUUCAGAGAAUACAGGAAACAUCACAGAGAGCUGCCGACUCAGUGCUGAAAUCUCAAACAGCCACACGGAGAGCUCAGACCACAGCACAGAGAGAUCAGUAUAAACACCUCUCUGAUAUCAGAGAUCCUAUUCAGACAGAGCCUGGCAAAAGAAAAUGUAACCAUUUUUGUAAAAACAAGGAGCUCUGUGGUCACGACUGCUGCAAAGUCGGAGUGCAGGUGGUGAAACGGCCUCUGAAUCCAGAAUCCAAUAUCUCAUCCUAUGUCAGAGAUCUUAAGAUGAGGAACGAGAAACUCAUAGAGACGCCAGUCAAACGUCUGAAGAUGAGAAUGAAUGCUGAGGCAGAGAACAUCAACAUGCAGCAGUUCUCCUACACGCGUAAAGAUCCAAUUCCAGCUCAUACAAGGUUUGAGGAAUUUCCGUAUUAUCCUCAAAGUGUGGAAGCAGCAGAGAGUUUAACCACACCUGCAGAGGCGUCAUAUAAUGAUUACAGUGAAUACCCUGGAGGUUUUUAUUCUGAAAUGGAGGACAGUCUACAUGAACAAACCAUCCAGACUAGUGCAAACAUUGUGCUUCAGAAUGCUAAUAUGAGAAAAGACAGCUCAGAGAGACUCGCAAACCGAAUUCCUACUAAUAAAAGUAGAGCUCACACAACCAACUCACAUCCAGACCACAGCACUGAGAGCAGCUUUUCAUCUGAUGUCCUCAACGUGACUUUUGACCUGGCAGUGGACGACUGGGAUGACUUUGACGAUGCUAACUUGGUGCUUGCUAGCAAUGUUUCAUACCCUGAAAAUCGACCAACAGAUUGUUGGACUUCACUUCCUCUUGGUUAUGCAGAGCCUAAACCAACAUUGAGGGCUGGACCUGCAACUUUCACAUCACAAACAGUACUAAGUCCUGUACUAUCUGCAACCACGACAAAUCAUCUAGUCUCAAAACAAAACAAUGCAAGAAAUUUCUCACUCGGACGCCGAUUUGAUUUCUUCUCAAAGAGAGAUGCAGCGAAUGGAGAACAGAAAGCUUUUGGCAGGGACCGAAUGGUGGAGAAUGAAGAGGUUGACAUGUUCUUCGGCAUAUUUGAUGGCAUUUUCUAAAGUGUCUUGUGGUUGUUCAUAAGAAUUAAUAUGUUAAACAGUAAGGAAGUUAUUUAUUUGUGUAUUUAUUGGUUUUAUCAUAUUCUUCACAUGUUUUUAUAUAAACCUAGAUGAAUUACAUUUACAGUUUUUCAUAAAGUUGAUUUCUCUAAGAAGAGAAAUGUGGUAAUGCCCCUUAAGUUCAUAUGUAUUAGUAAAGCAUUUUGUUACAAAAUAUUACUUAUCAUUAAUAAAUGUAUUUAUCAGCAAUUGAUUCUCUUGAUCACUCUAUCUUCCUAAACAGAUUAGGCAGUAUUGAGGUUUUGGAUCACUCUUUGGCUUUGUUCUCAAAGUAACUCUCUCAUAAGGUUCAGUGUGUUAAAUUGCAUAAUUGUCUUUCUCGCCCUCUUCCUGUUACUAAAGGAGUUCCCCAGGGCUCAAUAUUAGGUCCUACUCUGUUUUCUGUAUUUAUUAACAAUAUCAUCCAAGAGUUUGCUUCCAAAGCUUGACUGUCUCUAUUAUUCUGCUAUACGGUUUGCUACAAAUGCCCCUUUCAAAACGCAUCCCUGUGCUUGGACUUUCACCCCCUUAUUUAUCUACAUAUCUACUUAUCUAUUUAUCUGUCUGUCUAUCUAUAUAUCUAUCUAUCUAUCUAUAU